AUGGCUGAAAUCUGGCUCUGCUCACUCUGGGCAGAGAAUGAGAGGUGCAGAUUUGCAGAGGAGACCACCCGAGAUUAUGUUUUAAUGGAAUUCAAACACACAAUGGAUAAUAAAACAAUCCAAUCUUUAUGCAACAUGACCAGUCCGGACUACAACCAAACCAACUGCACGUCUCCAACCUGGAUGCUCUACCCUGACUUCUACAUUUGGAUACCAGUUAUGUACUCAAUAAUCUGCGCCGUGGGACUCACUGGCAACACCGCUGUCAUUUAUGUGAUCUUGAAGGCGCCUAAAAUGAAAACCGUCACCAACUUAUUCAUUUUGAAUUUGGCAAUCGCCGACGACCUUUUCACGUUGGUGUUGCCCAUUAACAUAGCCGAGCACCUGUUAAACUACUGGCCGUUUGGAGAGAUUUUAUGCAAAGUGAUUCUGUCCAUAGACCACUAUAACAUCUUCUCCAGCAUCUUCUUCUUGACGGUGAUGAGUCUGGACCGCUAUCUGGUCGUGGGGUCCACGCUGCGCUCCACACGGAUGCCCCACCGGACCUACAGGUCAGCCAAGACGGUCAGCCUGAGCGUCUGGGCUGUGGUCAUUCUCAUCGUGAUGCCCUUCACCGUUUUCGCCGGUGUCUAUGUGAGUCCCGACGACGCGGAGAGCAGGAAGAGCUGCGUUUUGAGUUUCCCAAGCCCUGAGAGUUUCUGGUUCAAAGCCAGUCGGAUCUACACGCUGGUCCUCGGUUUUGUCAUCCCGGUUUCGACCAUUUGCAUCCUCUAUAGCGUGUUGCUCUAUAAGCUGAGACGCACGCAGAUCAACUCAAAUGGAAAGGCUCUGGACAAAGCCAAGAAACGAGUCACAAUGAUGGUCUUCGUCGUGCUUGCCGUUUGCUUGUUCUGUUGGACACCCUUUCACCUGAGCACAGUGGUCGCCCUCACCUCAGACUUGCCCACCACCCCUCUGGUUAUAGGAAUUUCUUAUUUCAUCACCGGACUGAGUUAUGCCAACUCGUGUCUUAAUCCGUUCCUUUACGCUUUCUUCGACGAUAGUUUCAAGAAGGCAUUUAAGAAAUUGCUGGAGUGCUGA
Messenger RNA from Carassius auratus (goldfish), 1080 nucleotides. Its product is annotated as neuropeptides B/W receptor type 1-like. Bases 1 to 1080 code for a protein of 359 amino acids. Lineage: Eukaryota; Metazoa; Chordata; Actinopteri; Cypriniformes; Cyprinidae. The record is from RefSeq and is a predicted model, not a curated record. Gene Ontology annotation, biological process: neuropeptide signaling pathway. Gene Ontology annotation, molecular function: neuropeptide receptor activity; neuropeptide binding. Gene Ontology annotation, cellular component: plasma membrane; neuron projection. The transcript has 2 exons.